Messenger RNA from Dermacentor andersoni, 906 nucleotides. Its product is annotated as cytochrome b5-like. NCBI's taxonomy places the organism in Eukaryota, Metazoa, Arthropoda, Arachnida, Ixodida, Ixodidae. Gene Ontology annotation, cellular component: intracellular membrane-bounded organelle; membrane. The record is from RefSeq and is a predicted model, not a curated record. Gene Ontology annotation, molecular function: heme binding.
CCGGUACGGGCCAGAGCUGCGCAUGGCGAGGGCGGCGCGCGUGCGCGCGUCCUGUUGCGCUACCAGUGGUCGUGGUCGCGUGGGAGAACGCUGUCAGCGGACCAGACGUCCUUGAGGGGUCUGAUCCGAAACGUCACGGGGGCCGCGAUGGCGCGCUAGAGAGGAGGGCCGACCCUCGCCGAUUCCGCGCUCUCAGGCACCGCGCCCCUCCUAUAAAACCCGGGCGUGCGCGUACCGCGCGCGAGAAACGUCGCGUUAGGAUUCUCGGCCUACUGGCACGCUGUCCACAGCCGAUUCAGCAUGCUGGACGCUCUGAGCUCCCUCGUGGCCGUCGCCAGCACGGGCCUCCAGCAGCUGGGCAACGCGGCGGCGUCCAUGGUGACCGCCUCUUCCGACUUGGCGCCGGCUGCAAGUGACGGCGCCGGCGAUGGCAACCGCAAGCUGCCUCGGUACACGCUGCAGGAUGUGUACCAGCAUUGCCACCAAAAUGAUCUCUGGAUCGUGAUUCACAACAGGGUGUACGACGUCACAAACUUCCUGGACAAGCAUCCAGGCGGCCAGGAGAUCCUGUGGGAGCAUGCAGGCAGGGACGCCACCUUCGCAUUCAUGGGCACCGGCCACACCCGAGAAGCGGUCAGCAUGCUGCAGCAGUACUGCAUCGGCAUUCUAGCCGAGGAGGAACAGCUGAAUAUAUUCAACGACAUGUCCUUGCAAAUGGCCGUGACGACACAGUCAUAAGCGGCGCAGCGGCGACUAGCGAAAUGGACGUUGGCCCCGGCCUCAACUUCAUGGACAUGUGUGGUCUCCAUCAUCAUCGUUUACUUCCCACCAUCGUGCUUGUGCGUGUGUUGCAGCGUAUAUUUAUUGUCGUAUUCGUUAUAAAUAAAGCGCUUGCAGUGUGCCAGA